AAAUAUAAUGUUAUUUUGAAAUAUUGUGAGAAAUGUUUGUGUGUUGAAUAGAAUUGAAUAAAUGUAUAAUUGUAUAAUCAUAAUCUAUUGUUUAAGAAAAUCACGAACUUGGAAUUACUUGGAAAUUGACGUUAUUUGUCAUGAUUUAUUAUACGUCUUUUUUUCUUGUCAACAUUUUCAAUAAAUAUUUUUACACGCAUAUUUCAUCAUAUAAAUAGAAAAACAAAAACUUCUCAUGUGAAAUUUACUAAAAAUAAACUAAGAAAAAUGUGCAAUACUAAGACUCGUGUCACUUCUAGAUUAUAUUAUACAUCUUUGAGCUUUAUGUAGAUAAAUGAUAAGCAAUAUUAUCACACUCUGUUUUGUUCCCAAUCGAAAUUUUCUUUGAAAACAGAUCAGCAUUGAUAUCGUUUUUUUCUGAAGUCUGAUUCAAUCAUUCAUUGCUAUGCAAGCACAGAUAUGAUUUUUUGCAAUAUUUGAAGAAAAAAUAUAUUUUUUUUUAAUUCGUUAUGUUUACAUCCACAUAUGCAUAAAAUAUAUAAUGAAACCCUUGACAAUAAUGCAGACAUGAAUUUUUUUUAAACAAAAAGUUGCAUCAGAAAAGAGAAUGAAAUCUUUUCUGACGAAUCUGGAACAUAUAAACAUUUUCCUUGGAGUGUGAUUGAUCAGAUUUUUGUUUUCAGUCAUUCAUAUAAUUCGGAAUUUUUUUUGCCAUUUGCAUUUUUAAAAAAAUUGCAUUUAAUUUUCAUCAAGCAAUGAUUCUCCAAUAUUUUAUCGGUAUUUAGUAAUAUUAAUUUGCAAAAUCCUCCUUUUUUAAUUUAAAUUCCUCAGCAAUUUCAGUGUUUAUAAUUUGUGUGUCUGCGAUUAAAGCGAAUAUCGAUUAUUGUGAAUUUAAUGAUUUAUGUCCAACCGGUACAAAUGUCUGUUGUAAUACGAAAGUUCCCCGAAUCCUAUCAAGGAGCGAGAAUCAUACCCUUUACAGACGAAUUAAUAGAAUAUACAUUGAAUGAAAUGAAUUUAUGUCGACAAAAAAUUGCUUCUGGAGACCAAUGUGGAUAUGAACCAGCCAAAAAGAUGCAUGCAUUGUAUUGGGAUCCAGAAUUGGCUGUAGUUAUUACUUGCAAUGUAGGUACAGGUAUAUAUGGUCAUGAUGAAUGCCGUAAUACACCCAGAUUUAGAUGUGCCGGCCAAAAUAUUUACAUUACAUCUCAUUCGAAAGGUCAUAUUGAUCCGACGGAGGUUAUAUUGAAAGCACUAUUUGCCUGGUAUGAUGAAAAUAAAGAAUGCAAUAUGGAAGAAAUUGAGAAAGGAAUGACUCAAGGCUGGGGACAUUUUACUCAAAUGAUAAGUGAUCAAUGCACAUGCGUUGGCUGUGCAAUGUCUCAAUGGGAGAUAGAUGGUUCAUUCAUAAGUUAUUUCGGUUGCAAUUACGACGUGACGAAUAUGAAAUCGAAACCAGUUUAUGAAUGUGGAAAACCUGGAUCCGAAUGCACGAAUGGUCUUCAUCCAAUUUUUUCAUCUUUGUGCAAUAUAAAAAACGAGGACGACUAAUCUGACCAUCAUAGCUGCCACGAUUUUGUGUAUAUCGCAUACUUUUACUUUUUUUAUUAAAGCCACACCAGCAGAAAAAUAAAUAAAUAAUACGAGGGUUGCUCCAUAAUUUUUUUUAAAAACAUA
Messenger RNA from Contarinia nasturtii (swede midge), 1677 nucleotides. Its product is annotated as scoloptoxin SSD976-like. The transcript is spliced from 5 exons. The coding region runs from base 895 to 1551 and encodes 218 amino acids. The record is from RefSeq and is a predicted model, not a curated record. Lineage: Eukaryota; Metazoa; Arthropoda; Insecta; Diptera; Cecidomyiidae.